Molecule: messenger RNA, 928 nt
Organism: Somion occarium
Lineage: Eukaryota; Fungi; Basidiomycota; Agaricomycetes; Polyporales; Cerrenaceae
Source: the annotation of a GenBank genome assembly
AACCGUCCAACGAUCACCGAUUUCAACGCCAUACUGUGACAGUCGGCAAUCACCGAGCUUCCUCAUAAAGUGAUCGCUCAUUAUCUCUCCUGUGCUCCGAGUCCUGUGCAGGUUGAAACAUGAGUUCAAAGGGCAGGGCCUCCUUCAGCUCACCAUCAUGCACCCCUCAGCACAGAUCUACACCAAACUCGUGCUAAAGUUAUACGACUUCAUUGUUCUAUCCAUUUCCAACGGUUACGCAUGGCGCUGCCCGACACAAACCACAUUAUUACCAUUUUCCCGCGAACAUGCAGGAGGCGAGGCGCAUUUGGACGUUGGGGUUGGAACGGGAUACUACCCUGCCAAUGCCGUUACCCAUCUGGCCCGUACCGAAGAAAUAACAUUUGUCGACCUUAAUCCCGACACUCUGGAGGUUGCGGAGAGCCGACUGCGUGAAGCAGGAUACAAAGGCAGGAUAGAGACCUUAGAGCAUGAUGUUUUCCUCCCCCUUCCGACCAGCAUGCACAAGAGGUUCGAUUCCGUAUCGUUAUUUUAUCUCUUGCAUUGCCUCCCGGGGUCCUUUCCUGCGAAAAGCGCGCAAGUGCUUCAUAGCUUGAUUCCCGCUAUGACGGACGACGCAACAUUGUAUGGGGCAACUAUCCUUGGAGAAGGCGUAGAGCAUAACUGGCUGGGUCAGAAGCUGAUGGAUUUGUAUAAUGCCAAGGGUGUAUUCUCCAAUAUCCGGGAUAGCCAAGAUAAACUCUUGGCAUCGUUGAAGGAGCGGUUUGAGGAAGUUGAAAUUCGGCUUGUGGGUGUAGUUGCGCUUUUUGUUGCUCGACAACCCAUUCGCAGAGUAGAGUGAUACGUUGUUUUUAUACGGCGCUCGAGUGUAAACAGCUUUGGACUUUACUAAACUUCGCCGAUGUGUUGUAUCCAAUAGACAAACUCC